Molecule: messenger RNA, 1125 nt
Organism: Blastomyces gilchristii SLH14081
Lineage: Eukaryota; Fungi; Ascomycota; Eurotiomycetes; Onygenales; Ajellomycetaceae
Product: DUF1264 domain-containing protein
Exons: 4
Coding region: 78-695 (205 amino acids)
Source: RefSeq, a predicted model, not a curated record
AUAUAUGUAAUAAAAAUGGAUCAUAAGGAAAAUCGAGAAACAAAAUAUUUCAAAAGCUCAUCACAAAAGUCGUUAUCAUGUCUCAAAACUUCGCGCCUAUCAGCAAGAUUUGCGCACACCUACAUGCCUACCAUGCCUACGCCUCAGAUCCGACCCGGUUCGUCGAGGCCAAUCACUACUGCACAAUGGUAAAUGAGGACAUGAGACAAUGUAUCAUCUAUGAUUCUCCUGAUACCGGAGCCCGCCUCAUCGGCAUCGAGUAUUUGAUUUCACCAAAGCUUUAUGAAAGGCUGCCGGAGCAUGAACAGGUACUCUGGCACUCGCAUGUUUAUGAGAUAAAGAGUGGGAUGUUGGUCAUGCCUCCGCCGCCAGAGUGUACGGACCGGACAAAGUUGAACGAGCUAGAAAAAGAGGAGCUAUCGCAGCUUGUCACAUUUUAUGGGAAGGUAUACCAUCUGUGGCAGGUCGAUAGGGGCGACGAAUUACCAAUGGGAGUGCCAGAGCUUAUGGGCAGUAUAACUUCCGACGAGGCGUUGAACAAGGUGCUUCCCGGUGGGAAAGUGAAAUUGAGGGAAGACCACAAGUCGAAAUUUGGGGUGGAUCUCGAUGAAAACGCGGAGAAAAGGAAAGAAUUCGGUAAAGGGUUUGAGAUUCAUCCAAAUGCGGAUUCGAUGUGGAAGAAACAAGGCCGUUAAUGCUACGAGCAAAUAGCAGUACGGCGGAGUAGGGUGUUCUUUGUUGACCCCAUCCACAGACCCAGAUGUAAUCAUAGUUCAAGGUUGCUGAGAAAGAUGGCCACUCAACUUAUGGCUGUUUGGAACUGGAAAUGAAAAAUAAAAUUGAAUAAAAUUAUGAGAAAGUAUAUAUAUUAUUAUAUAAAAGAAAUGUCUCCCACCCGCACCUGCUCAGCUUCUCACCAUCCAUACUGAAAUGGAUCAGAAGUCAAGACAGAUGCUCGGGGAUAUCCCAGCCAUUUUAUGGCAUGUCAUCGAGACGUAUAAUUAUAAUAUUGCUUCACCGUCCACACUUGCUCGUCCUAGGUUGGAAACGGCAAGCUCUAGCAUUUAUAGAAGCGUACAAAUAUCACAGCGGAGAUAAUUGUCUCAAGCGGCUAAAGUUCGUUGA